Molecule: messenger RNA, 4479 nt
Organism: Xenopus laevis (African clawed frog)
Lineage: Eukaryota; Metazoa; Chordata; Amphibia; Anura; Pipidae
Product: chitin synthase chs-2
Exons: 19
Coding region: 40-3771 (1243 amino acids)
Source: RefSeq, a predicted model, not a curated record
UUAUUUCUUAUAUGGACUGCAGAUUCUGCACAUGCAACAAUGAGUGGAGUUUCUGAAACACCCCAGAAUACAAGAGAUAGGUUAAAGAAGAGUUGGGAUCCUUUCCUGGUGACACCGGUGUGCGAUGAAGAAGAGAAAACGGGACGAUGUGUUCUUCUCUUCAGCAUCGUAAUCUGUGCCUUGGUUGGACUUCUUGUUGUUGCAUCGGGAUUUUUUAGCAAAGUAACCCUCUUGUUACUGGUGGCCAUGACAAAUGAAGCCUCGAAUCUUUCAAGCAAGCCUUUUGGCACCCUUAUUAUUGGCAUUGUGUUGGUAAUACCAAGCAUUCUAACGUUUAUAAAGAGCAUGUGGAAGCUGAUUUUUACACAUUCCCCCAGUCCCCGUAAAGGUGAUGUGCUUAUGGUUUGCAUUAUCGAAGCCCUCGGUGCACUUGGAUCCGCAAUGCUCGUUGUGGUGGCCAUGCCUCAUUUCAACAUUAUCAGCAAUCUCAUGAUACUGAGCAGCAUUCACACAUUGCCCUCAGCGGUGCAAAUAUUUCAUCAGUCUAGAUCUCCAAACUGGAAAAUAACAAUUCCAACAAUUUCUCUUGUUUUACUCAUAAUCGGUCACAUUUUGUUCGCUAUUGGGUACCUUUUAGAGACAAAGUACGAUUUAAAAAUAUACGUCAGCAUUGCCAUAUUGGCAACCAUUUUAGUGUCAUUGACUUGGUAUGAAAAUUUACUCCUCCUCCUUCAAAAAACAACAUUUCAUCACGUGGAACCAGAACAUGACACAAGAAAUGUCCUUUAUAUCUGCAGUAGUGUCGUUAGAAUUGCAGUUACAGCAGUUGUGGUAGGAAGCUACAUUCCUCUGUCAGGUCAUGACUGGAUUCAGUUAGAGUCUAUUGAUCAAAAAGAUCUGAAUUCGCUGCUGGUCCUGCUGGUUAUACAGGCUGUCACCUCUGCAACAUGCCACUGGUUUGGAGUUAUUGCAUGCAAAAUGCAUUAUGUUAAACGAGGUUUUGCUUUACCUCUGAUUUGUACCACACCUGUAGUUUGCAUUGCCUUGUUUAUUGUUUUUGCAGUUCAGUCUAAAAACUUUCCCGACGUGACAACUUUUUGUCAAAAUCUUAAUUACAAUGCCACAAACAGUAUGGUUAACAAUCUGCUUUUAGUGGUUGAACAGAGUAUAUGCGAAACAAUAACGAAAAUGAGCAACAGAAAUAUUGUUAUGCUAUUCAUAUCUGGGAUAUGCUGGUACCUGGGGUUUGUCUUGUGCACACUCUAUGUUUGGACAUUAAAGGUGCAAAGGAUAGAGAGAACAACCCAGCUGUUUGUCCGUCGCCUUUACGAAGCUGCUUAUAUUGAUCAAUCAAUGCUGCUAAACACAAGAUAUAAGUUACAGAAGCCUUCUAAGAGUGAACCAAAUCAAAGCUCAGCUGGAAAGGUCAUGGUGUAUUUAUGUGCUACAAUGUGGCAUGAGAACUUCGAUGAAAUGCUAAAAAUUCUUACUUCACUAUUCAGAUUAGACAAAUAUAAAUCAAAUAUGAAGAAGGAUACUUUGGACUUUGAAGCCCACAUUUAUUUUGAUGAUGCGUUUGUGGAAGAUACAAAAACCCAAACUGGCAAAAAGAAAAGAUAUGUCAAUAUGUAUGUGGAAUAUUUAAUUUCUGCAUUUGAGGAAGUGCACAAGGUUUUUGCUAGCAACAAGACAGACAUGUUUUCAAGAAAUAACAUAUCAGGUUGCAGAUACCAAAAGAUUAUGGGAACUCCUUAUGGUGGAAGAAUUUGCUACACCCUGCCACAUGGGAAUCUCCUUUAUGUACAUCUGAAAGAUAAACAAAGAAUUCGUCAUAAGAAGAGAUGGUCUCAGAUUAUGUACAUGUUCUAUCUGCUGGGAUGGAAACUAUUUCGUAAAUAUGAUAUUUUAGCUGAGAAAGCCACAAACCCCACUGAAAAAGAACAUGUUGGAAACAAUCUUGAGAAUGAGAAACAUAAUACUUAUGUAUUAGCCCUGGAUGGAGACACUGAUUUCCAACCAUCAUCAUUAAUGUUACUUGUGGAUCGUCUUAGGAGGUAUCCUGGUGUUGGAGCAGCUUGUGGAAGAAUACAUCCAACUGGAAUGGGACCCAUGGUCUGGUACCAGAAAUUUGAGUAUGCUGUUGGACACUGGCUGCAGAAGUCCUCAGAACAUGUCUUUGGUUGUGUCCUUUGCAGCCCCGGAUGCUUUAGUUUGUUCAGAGCAUCUGCAUUAAUGGAUGACAAUGUACUAAAAAUGUACAGUACAAAAGCCACAGAAGCUGCACAUUAUGUUCAAUAUGACCAAGGAGAGGAUCGAUGGCUUUGUACAUUGCUCUUACAGCAAGGCUGGCGCGUAGAAUAUAAUGCUGCAUCAGAUGCUUACACAAAUGCCCCGCAAGAGUUUGUGGAAUUUUACAAUCAACGAAGACGAUGGGGACCUUCUACCAUGGCAAAUACGAUGGACCUACUACAUACUGGAGUACGAACAGCCAAGAAAAAUCCAUCUCUUUCACUUUUAUAUAUUCUGUACCAGACAUUAGCUACAGGGGCUUCAAUUUUAAGUCCUGCAACAGUUUGUCUGAUGAUUGCAGGGGCAUUUUCUUUUGUUUUUGAACUUGAUACAAAGUUAAGUCUAUUUUUAGCAGUUUUGCCACCGGCAAUAUAUAUUAUCAUUUGUUUUGUGGCAAAGCCAAAUACACAAAUAGCAAUUGCUGCACUUCUCAGCAUUGGGUAUGCAUUCUUAAUGACGGCUACUUUCCUGAGCAUUAUAGGUGGCAUAGUGAAGGACAACACAAUCUUGACACCCACAGGCAUGUUUCUUAUAGCUAUGAGUCUGAUAUAUAUCAUCACAGCUUUGCUGCAUCCACGAGAAUUCCCCUUGCUGAUCUAUGGGCUUCUCUAUAUUAUAUGUGUUCCUAGUGGCUACCUUCUGUUAACGAUAUAUUCUCUCGUUAACAUGCACGUAGUCUCAUGGGGUACACGAGAGUCAGCAGCCCCAAAAGCUAAAAAGAAAGAAAACAACAAAAAGGUUAAAUAUCAAAAGACAUGUAAAUGCUUUUGUUGGGAAGUUGAAGUACAAGUCCAUGAGAAGAAGAAUGCAAAUUCUGAAAAGGAAGAAAGUAAAGAAAAUGAUGACUCAUCACUGAUGGCUACACAAAGUCAAGAAAAUAAAAGUUUGGUGGCAAAUCAAGAAGAUUGUGGUUAUGAAGAAAAUUGGAUUACACAACUUCAGCAGAAGUCAAAUUACAAUGUGCUGCAAGAAGAAGACCUACCACAGGAGGAAAUGCCAUUUUGGGAGGAAGUUAUUAAAAGUUACUUGGAGCCACUCAAGGAAGACAAACAAAAACAGGAUGAAAUUGAGAGAGACCUAAAAUCCCUGAGAUGCAAAGUUACAUUUGUUUUCUUCAUGAUUAAUUUGCUGUGGAUUGUUGCAACAUUUUUCCUUCAGCUGAUAGGAUCUACUGUUUGCAUAACGAUCCCCAAAGUUUAUUACAAUGGGACUGUUUCAUCCACUGAAUUCUUCUUGGUGGAACCAGUUGGAUUAAUGUUUUUGCUUUCAUUUGCUGUCUUGAUUAUACUACAGUUCCUGGGACUUAUAUACCACAGGAUCUAUACCCUGAUUCACUUCAUUGCCUACACAGGAACAGAAGAGCAGGUAAAACACAAGGUACAUGCUAGUCAAAGCAAAACUGAAAGCACAAUAACAAACAACGUUUAUGAAAACCCUGCUGCAAUAAGUGAAGUUGAACCUGAAAAUAUUUAUCACGUAUGACAGUUGUAGAUCUGAAUAACCUGAUUAAAGGAAAACAUGAAUGCUAUAUAUUUGCAUAUCUCACAUAACGUUAUAUGUUUGAAAUCCAUGUGCAUUUUUUAAAUGGGCAGAAAGGUGAAAAAGUAAAAAUGCUUUAUGAUAUUUUAGGAUAAUAUUCUUCUGUUCUGUUUUAAGGUGGCCUUACAGCAGUGAGUUAAGAUUCAGCUUUUGUAGGGAACCUUAAACGAUCCCAUAAAUCGAAAAAAAAUUAAAUAUUUCCAAACAUCAUGUCGUGAAUCUAUAAAAUCAUUUACAUCCUAUAUAGCUAAUGUUUUCCUUUAACAUAUUUAAUAUAUUUAAUAUAUGUAUUUUGCAUCAAAAAUAUGUAUUUAAAAUAAAAGAGGGGUUUACUGAAAUGAAAUGCCUUGCUCAGGUAUACAAUUAACAAGGGGGUUUACAAUUAAACAGUGCAAUAAUACAUUAAAGUAUUUUGGUGGCUUUCCAUUUUAUUGAUCUGUUCUUUUAAUUAAGAAAAAAGGCAAUAAUGAAAAAAAUUUAAAGUUGUUCAAAGUAUACAAUUAUCUAUAUUUAAGCUUUUGAGAGAAAUCAUUACUUUAUGAGAAAUCAGUCAAUUUAAUGGUGUUCCACUGUUUUUGUUAUCUGUUUUUUCAUACACAGGCUUAUUUAUUUAGCAUAUAUUUUAAUAAAAUUGUGACAUUCAACUGUUAA